Carya illinoinensis is the source of this 1245-nucleotide messenger RNA. RefSeq lists its product as uncharacterized. The record is from RefSeq and is a predicted model, not a curated record. Lineage: Eukaryota; Viridiplantae; Streptophyta; Magnoliopsida; Fagales; Juglandaceae. The transcript has a single exon. The coding region runs from base 378 to 1010 and encodes 210 amino acids.
AAAUAAUGGUCCACUUUGUAUGUCCACAAGUAAUCAGUAUUCAACAAAUACUGUUUUGGUCUUAUUCAUUUGGUUGGGAGUUAUAUUUAAAAAGAGGACUUGGUAAACAGGACAGAGAGAGUAACCUCAUUGUUGCCUUGAGUACACAUCAUUUUGUUAGUGUUUGAUAAUAUCAACACUUCCCUCUCCAUGCUUGGACCACCAAAUUAAGAAGCUUUGGAUAGAUUCAAUGCUCUCCUCUCUCUUUAACCUCUCUCUCCCAUUCCCAUUCUGAUCUCACCAAGAAAACAAUCUCAAAAGCUCACUCUCUUUAUCAGCAUCCCAUAUAUUUAUAGUUCCAUCUCUCUCCCAAACACCAAAGAAGACAAAAGGGAAACAUGGGCAAUGAAUACAAUCGUUUCCACCACCAAGGCCUGCAUCUCUAUUCAAGAACUACAUUCUUGCCCAUUUUAUGUUCAAGAACUUCCAUGAAAGAUGUGGCAAUACUUCCGAAAUGGGAAGAUCGCUCGGUGUCCUCUGACGAUCCUUUGUCCCCGAAAAUCGGUUGCAUGGGUCAGGUCAAGAGGAACAACAGAGUUGUUGGCUUCCCUACCUCUCAAAAACUCACUCUCACCACCAAACAUAAUGCUAACAGCAGCAGCAGCAGCAACAGCAACGACUCUGUCAAGUACUCCAAGCUCAUGAAACUCUUCUCUUGUAAAAGCCUUGCCGCAACCACUACUGCCACCACUGUCACCGCCCCGGCCACCACUGUAAGAUGUCGAAGCCGGAGACGAGUGAACAUGAGUGGUGCAAUUGGGCGCAAGAGUAAUCAUAGUAGCGAGAACCGUGUUUCUACUAGCAUCGUUGAUUUGGAUCCUCCAUUACCGGUGAUCAAGCGGGUGCAAAAACCUCAAGGAGAGGAAGUGGACAAUCUUUGGAAGAGGAGAUCUGGUGGGGUAGCACUGAAAACUCUACAGCUUCAACAGAUUCAUCAUCCUAAGCAUCAUCUUCAACCUACCACUGUUUGACGAUAAAACUUCAAUGGAAGAUGAGAUAGAUAUAUGAUGCCUAAGAAAGGAAAAAUUAUGUAAAUGUAAAUGUAAAUGUUUUUGGUCUUAUUUUCCAAUAUGGAAUAUUGUUUGAUUCUGUGUGCACAGUUUGCUGCUGCUGAUCAUGAUCUAUGUCAUAACUGUUCUAAUGUAGAUCCAGGCUUUUGUUGACAUAAUAAAUGAGAAAAGUCACCAUAUAUAAGAUCCUCCUGCA